Zingiber officinale is the source of this 2296-nucleotide messenger RNA. RefSeq lists its product as uncharacterized. Lineage: Eukaryota; Viridiplantae; Streptophyta; Magnoliopsida; Zingiberales; Zingiberaceae. The transcript has 10 exons. The coding region runs from base 613 to 2082 and encodes 489 amino acids. The record is from RefSeq and is a predicted model, not a curated record.
UCCCUGUUUAUUAAAUUUCUAGGCGCGAACGCCAGAGGAGAUUCUUAAAAUGAGCUCGGGAGUUAGGUAACGGUGACCGCGUGGCUCCGGACCACCUAAACCUGCGCGGCCCCACGGUUUGCCCCCGCUAGGCGGCACGCUAUCUUGCGCCGCCAGCGCAAGCCAUUUGCGUGCCGGACGCGGCGGUCCACUGCGUCGCGGUGAGCCUAAGGCCGCAGCAAUAAAUUUGCGUCGCCGUCCCCCUCUCGCUUUCCACAGUUGUUUACAGCUCGACGAAGAUCUCAUCGCACGCGACGGUAGAAGACAAGCGCGACGUCACUCUUCUUCUUCUUCUUCUUCUCAAUUUCAAUCAUAGCGUUCGAUUCUCUCUUCUGUGGAAGCCCUUUUGGUGUCUUCUUCCCGGCGCACGGGGAAGAAUUGAUUGGAGGCAUUCUCUAUUGGCUGGCGCUCGCUGCCUCGCACUGGCCUUUUCAUAUCUGCAGCGGCUGCGGCUGCGGCUUUCGUAUGUAGUUCUGUUGUUUCGGGGGAGUGGCGUUGGCUUCACGCAUCGGCGGCCUUUUCUGCACCGCUUUUGGUGGGUUUCGGCUGGCGGAGAAGAGAGCGGAGGAGGCGAUGAAUAAUAGCAGACUACGGACGACGUCGCCGGUCGUCAAAGUCCCUGUGAAGCGAAUUAAAGAAACAAACAAGGAGAAGAAACUCGAGAUGCAGGCGAACAAAUCGAUCGGCACGAAAGAAGGAUUCAAUAGACGCCAAUCCAAAAGCGAAAAAAAGCUCGCCUUGGAACAAGACGUCGAUAAGCUAAAGAAGAAGCUCAGACAGGAAGAGAAUGUUCACAGAGCUUUGGAGAGAGCUUUCACCAGACCUUUGGGUGUGCUUCCUCGACUCCCUCCGUAUCUCCCUUCUCAAACACUAGAGCUUCUGGCUGAAGUAGCUGUUUUGGAAGAAGAAGUGGUUCGACUUGAAGAACAGGUAGUUAAUUUUUGGCAAGGGCUUUAUCAGGAAGCCAUCUACAUUUCAAUAUCGAAGAAGAUCAAAGCAAAUGCGUCUGAUGGAAGCUUCGAUGAACAACUUAAACAAUGUGAAUCUUUAGUCUCAGCAAAAACUCCUCAUUUGAGGCGAUAUUCGAGACGGAGUUCUUCUUUGGACUUCUCUGAGAAUCAACAAGGGAAAGAGAAUCGAUCGCCGGUAAAGAAAGUCCCGAAAGCAAGGCAAGAAAUGGCAUUGUCUGAUGCCUCAGAUGAAGUGUCGUUCGACAAAUCUAGCGGCCCGAACGAAUUAUCUGAGGAUAUCUUGAAGUGUCUGAUGAACAUCUUCUUGCGAAUUGUCUCUUCGAAGAGUCCAGAUGACAUGGAAACAUCUUCUUCAAGUUCAGGUUCUUACGAGAAUUUCGUAGAGAUGGAUUCUCGAGAUCCUUAUGGUAUAUGUGCUAGGUUUGGCAAGCGAGACAUUGGUCCGUAUAAGCAUUUUCGAUCGGUUGAAGUGAGCUCAAACAUGCCAUCAACUUUCAGGCACAGGCUAAAGCCUUUAUUCAGAAAGCUCGAAUCAGUUGACAUAUCAAACCUUACACACUGGCAGAAGCUGGCUUUCUGGAUCAACAUAUAUAAUUCAUGCAUGAUGAAUGCAUUUCUGGAGCAAGGAAUACCUACAAGCCCUGAAAUGAUUGUCGCAUUGAUGCCAAAAGCAGUGAUAAAUGUGGGAGGUCAUUUGCUUAGUGCAAUGACAAUCGAGCAUUUCAUAUUGAGGUUGCCUUGUCACAUAAAAGAUGCAAAGGUCUCGAUGAAAGGUCCAAAAAAUGAGAGCACAAUCAUACGAGGUGUCUUUGGAUUGGAGUGGCCAGAACCUCUAGUUACAUUUGCUCUGUCGUGCGGAAGUUGGUCCUCGCCUGCUGUGAGUUUGCUGAACCACUUGGUUGUACUAAAAACACUUCAUUCAGAAAAGUUUAGCCUUCCUGUUGAUUCGGGUUACAUUUUCCAUCGCCUUUAUGUAGGUGAGAGUGUACACGGCUGCACAAGUCGAAAAGGAAUUAGCGACAGCGAAAAGGGAUUAUUUGCAAGCAGCAGUCGGCAUAUCCAAACCAAAUAACUACCACGGCCGUUGAGGACUGAAGCAGUAGAAUGCCUCGAGACGAGCCGAGUAAGUGCCAGUCGACAGGCGAUACAGAUUCUGCCUUAUGAAUUCAGAUUCAGGUACCUUUUGGCCCAAUAGAUAUAAAGUGGUCCAUCAAAUUGCUGGAACUCUCUGUAAGUAAACAUCAUUGUAAGAAAGAAAAAACACAAAAGAAGUGUUUACUUUGUCA